CCUUGGAUAGUUGCCAGCCAGGUUCAGAAUCAGCUCCAUGUGGUGCUGGUGCUGCUGUUUGGGGUUUUGAAGCUCUCGUUUAGCGUCCAGCAAUGAAGGAGGGCAGCCAGCGGUUGCUGGUACAGUUCAAAGAUGAGGGCGGGGAGAUUCUGGGGGCACCUUUAGAUGUUCCGGUUGACAUAACCCCCGACAAGUUACAGCUUGUGUGCAAUGUUCUGUUGCCUAAGGAUGAUGCCCCGCCUUUGGCCUUCUUCGUGCACGAGACGGAGAUUGUCACCUCGCUGGAGAAGACGCUGCAAGAGCAAAAAGUGGAAACGGAAAAUGUUAUCGACAUUAUUUAUCAACCGCAGGCAGUGUUUCGAGUUCGGGCUGUGACACGUUGUAGCAGCUCACUGGAAGGACACACUGAAGCGGUCGUUUCUGUGGCCUUCAGUCCAACUGGGAGGUACCUAGCAAGCGGAUCAGGAGACACGACUGUGCGGUUCUGGGAUCUAUCAACUGAAACCCCUCAGUUCACAUCUAAAGGUCAUAAGCACUGGGUAUUAAGCAUUGCCUGGUCUCCUGAUGGGAAAAAGCUGGCUUCUGGGUGCAAGAAUAGUCAGAUAUUCUUGUGGGAUCCCAGCUCAGGCAGGCAAAUUGGAAAGGUUCUGACAGGGCACUCAAAGUGGAUUACAUAUCUUUGCUGGGAGCCACUGCACAUAAAUCCACAGUGUCGGUACCUGGCCAGCGCGUCUAAGGACUGCAGCAUCCGCAUCUGGGACACAGUGCUGGGACUCUGUGAUAAGAUCCUGACAGGACACACACAGUCGGUAACGUGUGUAAAAUGGGGCGGUGACGGGCUCAUCUUCUCCUCCUCGCAGGACAGGACAAUAAAAGUGUGGAGAGCCCUGGACGGAGCUGUGUGCAGAACGCUUCAGGGCCACGCACAUUGGGUAAACACAAUGGCACUCAGCACUGACUACGUGCUGCGAACCGGGUCCUUUGAACCAGCCGAGGCUACAAUUGUACCGCAGGACAGGACUGAUUCCCUGGAAGACCUGAAGCAAAAGGCACUGCAGAGAUAUGAACAAACCAGGGGUCGGGAGCAGGAGAGGCUGGUUUCGGGGUCAGACGACUUCACACUUUUUCUGUGGACUCCUGCCGAGACUAAGAAACCCUUGGCACGACUGACGGGCCACCAAGCUCUGAUAAAUGAAGUCUGUUUCUCCCCUGACACUCGCCUUAUUGCCAGCGCGUCAUUCGACAAAUCAGUGAAGCUGUGGGACAGCAGGACUGGCAAAUAUCUGGCAUCGCUCAGAGGUCACGUGUCAGCAGUGUAUCAGAUCGCAUGGUCGGCGGACAGCCGAUUGCUGGCAAGUGGCAGCAGUGACAGCACUUUGAAGGUGUGGGAUGUGAAAACGCACAAGUUGUCUGUGGACCUUCCUGGCCAUGCUGAUGAGGUCUAUGCUGUCGAUUGGAGUCCUGAUGGGCAAAGAGUUGCGAGUGGAGGGAAAGACAAAGUGCUGAGAAUCUGGAGGUGGUGACGGCACGGAAUAUUUUGAAGAGUUUCUCUUUCAUUUGUUUCUCCUCUGGAUUUCACCGACGCAAACCAUUUCCAGCGAAACUUGCUUUGCCACUGAAAAUGAGCGUCGUUCAGCCCAGGAUUGGAGGUCACUGAUUCGCGAUGACUGAAUUAACCAAAGUCUGUUUUUGAUUGUAUUGGACUCCAGGUUUUAUUGGGUUGUUUUUUUUUGAGAGUCACAGUUCCACAGUUUUCUGUUUAUGUCUUCCUUCCCUGUCCUGCUCCCAAAGGACACCCCCCUGGAUCAAUAGCGUUGUGUGUGCUGAGUGGUGUGUAAUGUAUAAUCCUGCUGUGUGGGAGCCCUGUUAUCUCGUUGUGGUAAUCAGCUGGAUGCCUUUGCGUGGGUACAUAACGGGCCAAAAUGAAAAGCAUUGCCAGCAGGUCAGUGAUUUAUCAGCCUUUUUCAGCAUUUUAAUAGAUGUCACUGUAACAAAGGGAACACGCACGCUUCGCCAUGUGAUUAAAUCAACGUAGACCACAAAUGCGCAAGAAUCUAUAACUUGUGGAAUCCCUUAUCUCCCUCAUAGCUUCCUUUCUGUGUCUGAGGUUGGGGGGGAUAACAAAAAAGAAUCCCUGUGGUGCACAAUGACAACAUGCAUUUGUGUAGCUCCAUUCUGGCUCUGUACGCAUCUCCAGUUUAUACCCCAGGUUUGGUCCUCUUCCUUGUGUUGCAUAGACGACUGCGUUUCUGGAAGGAAGCUCAUCACCACGUCCUGAAGGGCAUUUAAAAGGUGGGCAACGAAUGCCAUCCCAGCCAGUGGGGCUCAUAUCCCGAGAAAAGAAGCAUGCGUUUAAAUUUCUGAAUGACCAGAAAAUUUGGUUUGUUUCGUGACAUUAGCAAGGAUCUGUUCUCAAUAAAGGCCCAGCUUUUAUUGCCAUGCUUUUUCCUGGAUGUGAGUUUGCUCGCUGAGCUGGAAGGUUAGAUUUCAGACAUUUCGUCAGCAUUCUAGGUAUAAUCAUCAGUGAGCCUCCGACGAAGCGCUAGUGUUAUGUCCCGCUUUCUAUUUAUCUGGUUAGGUUUCCUUGGGUUGGUGAUGUCAUUUCCUGUUCUUUUUCUCAGGGGAUGGUAGAUCGGCUCCAAAUCAAUGUGUUUGUUGAUGGAGUUCCGGUUGGAAUGCCAUGCUUCUAGGAAUUCUCGUGCGUGUCUCUGUUUGGCUUGUCCUAGGAUGGAUGUGUUGUCCCAAUCAAAGUGGUGUCCUUCCUCAUCUGUCUGUAAGGAUACGAGUGAUAGUGGGUCGUGUCGUUUUGUGGCUAGUUGAUGUUCAUGUAUCCUGGUGGCUAGCUUUCUGCCUGUUUGUCCAAUGUAGUAUUUGUCACAGUUCUUGCAAGGUAUUUUGUAAAUAACGUUUGUUUUAUUUGUUGUCUGUAUAGGGUCUUUUAAGUUCAUUAGCUGCUGUUUGAGUGUGUUGGUGGGUUUGUGGGCUACCCUGAUGCCAAGAGGACCGAGUAGUCUGGCAGUCAUUUCGGAAAUGCCUUUGACGUAGGGGAGGGUGUUUAUGGUUUCUGAGCCUGUUUCGUCUGUUUGUUUGGGUUUGUUGCUGAGGAAUCGGCGGACUGUGUUCAUAGGGUACCCAUUCUUUUUGAAUACGCUGUAUAGGUGAUUUUCCUCUGCUCUGCGUAGUUCCUCUGUACUGCAGUGUGUGGUGGCUCGUUGGAAUAAUGUUCUAAUGCAGCUUCGUUUGUGGGUGUUGGGAUGGUUGCUCCUGUAGUUCAGUAUUUGGUCCGUAUGUGUUGUUUUCCUGUAGACGCUGGUUUGAAGUUCCCCAUUGGCUGUUCGCUCUACUGUGACAUCUAGGAAUGGCAGUUUGCUGUUGUUUUCCUCCUCUUUUGUGAAUGUUAUGCCAGGAAGGGUAUUAUUGAUGGUCUUGAAUGUUUCCUCUAAUUUGUUUUGUUUAAUGAUGACAAAGGUGUCAUCCACAUAGCGGACCCAAAGUUUGGGUUGGAUGAUUGGCAGAGCUGUUUGCUCGAGUCUCUGCAUUACUGCCUCUGCUAAGAACCCUGAUAUCGGAGAUCCCAUAGGUGUACCGUUGGUUUGCCUGUAGGUUUUGUUAUUGAAAGUGAAGUGGGUGGUGAGGCAUAGGUCCACUAGCUUGAUGAUGUUGAGGUUGCUGGUGCCUGGUGUAUGUGUCUUUGGUUCUUCUAAUAGUGUAGUCAGUGUUUCUUUGCCCAGGUUGAUGUUGAUGGAUGUGUACAGGGCUGUUACGUCAAAGGAGACCAUUAUUUCAUCCUCUUCUAUCGUGGUGUCUUUGAUGGUGUUCAGGAAUUCUUGGGUGGAGCGAAUGGAGUGGUGGGAGUCUUCUACUAGGUGUUUUAGUCUUUGGUGUAGUUCCUUGGCUAAUCUGUAGGUUGGUGUUCCAGGUAGCGAGACUAUGGGUCUGAGGGGGGCUCCUGGUUUGUGAAUUUUUGGUAGUCCUUAGAAGCGUGGUGUGUUGGAUCCAUCUGGUUUCAUUUUUUGGAACUCUCUCUUCCAAACCAGUCCCAUCCUGGGACCCAGCGCUAAGUUGUCCUCUUGGAACUGCUGUGGUCCUUGAUAUACAGGAACAACCAUAGUGCUGUUAGGGAGGGCCUCAAAGGACAUGGACCCAGUGAUAAGGCAAGGAACUGUGUGAAAAUCGCUUGGAUUCUAUUAAUGUAAAACAAAGUCCAGAGGAAGUUGAAAAUUUGAAGCAAAAACAUAAAUUGCUAGAGAAAGCCAACGGCAUCAGUGGAGAGGGAAAAAUGGAGUUAACGUUUUGAGUCCGAUGACCCUUUUCCACAGCUGAAUUACUCCAGCAAUUUCUGUUUACUAAUAUUUGACUCAUGUAACUGCAGGGAACAUUGCGGUACAGUCAAUGAAACCAACUGAAUAUGUGGAGGUAGACCUUUUGUGCUAUAAUGACAAAAAUUAACUACUCCAUCCUCUGUGUGAUUUGUCUCUCCUUUAUUGUAAAAACAUUACUGUAAUCCCAUUGUAAAUUGAGAAUGGUGUGGUUAGUUUUCUGCAAAGCGCACAUGGACCUGUUAUAUUACCAAAAACUGUUAUUCUCAGAAGACUUGCAGUGGACAGUUUAAAGGCAAGCUAUAACAUGAUUUUACUUGCAUAAAAAUAAACCAUUUUAUUUGAAACAA
Molecule: messenger RNA, 4669 nt
Organism: Stegostoma tigrinum
Lineage: Eukaryota; Metazoa; Chordata; Chondrichthyes; Orectolobiformes; Stegostomatidae
Gene: nle1
Product: notchless homolog 1 (Drosophila)
Exons: 13
Coding region: 93-1523 (476 amino acids)
Biological process (GO): Notch signaling pathway; ribosomal large subunit assembly
Cellular component (GO): nucleolus
Molecular function (GO): protein binding
Source: RefSeq, a predicted model, not a curated record